AUGAAACAUUUUCAACCAGAUUCUUGCUUAUAGCAUAAUAAAAAGGCUAUUUUCUUAAAUUAAUCAGAAGUUGAUCCAUAGUUUAAGAAUUUAUGUCUUCAAUGUGUUUCAGAAUUAAAAAAUGAAUUAAUUGUAAUCGACGAUUUCUAAUAAUCAAUAUAAGAACUUAUAAUUAAUUUGAUUAAACAACGAGAAUAACUUAAUUAAAAUAACCUUUAGUGUUUAAUUCAUUUGAAAGAUUGCAUUUUGUAGUUCAAAAUGCAAUAAAUAAUAUCAAUUGAAAAGUAUAUUUAAUGUAUUGAUUAAUAAAUCAAUAUAAUGGAUGAGUUUUAAAAAUAAAUAUAUGAUUACUAAAUUCCAAUAGACAAUGUUGAUUAAUUUCUUAGUAAAUAUACUGAAAUUGAAUAAUUACAUAUAAAUUAUGAAGGUAUUAGGGAUGUUAUAAUGAGCAAUCUUAACUCAAUUCAAAUAUAAGAUUUUAUGCCAUAAUUUUAAGAAAUUAUAAAUAACCUUAUAUUUGAAUCUUAGACUGAUGUUGUUGUUACUCUAUCACAUAUAAAAUCUCACAUUUUCCCUAAAAAUUAUGAUAAAGAAAAAUUGAAAAUAUUUUGUGAGAAACAUAAUAGAUAAAUAUUAAUGUUGGACUUAAAUAAAUAAAAAACACUUCAAAAUAGAUUAGCUUGCAUUGAUUGUAUUGAAGAAUAUGCAAUCAAAUUCACAAAACUAGAAAAUUUUGAAUAAUAAUGGAAAGAUUAUUAAAAUACAAUCUAAUAAGAGAAUAAUAAAUUUAAUGAGAGAAUCACUAAUACUAACAAAACCAUAUUGCAAUAUAUGAAUGAUUUUUAUAAACUAUUGUAAAAUGAAUUGAAAUAUACUCAAAAAUAAUUGACCGAUCAUGCAAAUGAUUAUCGGAUGAAGACAAGACAACCCAUAUUCAAAACCAUAUUCCAAUUUUCAAAAGAAGAAAUUUUUGAAAUAGCUGAAGAAUUAAGUAAUUAAAAUAACUAAGAAAAAUUAACAAAAGAAUUUGAAUCUCAAUAUCAUAAUUUUAAAAUAUAGUCGGAUAAGAUCUUGGAGGAUUAAGAGAUUAUUAUAUAACAAUUAUAUAAAAAGAUGUAAAAAUAAAUAUAAGAAUCUUAUUAUAAUAUUAUAGAUUAACAUAAUAUUAAUUAAUAAAAAAUUAAACCUUUUAAAUAUGAAAUCAUGAAAUAGAAUUGUAUUAAAUAGUAAGAGUCCUGUUAUGCAUUAGCUUUUAAUAAUGAUUCAUCAAUAUUAAUUGCCGGUUGCAAUACAAAAAUCAAAAUAUACUAAUUUAUAAAUGAAGAAUUAAAAGAAAAGUAAAUUAUUUCAGAACAAAAAGAAUUUACAUGUUUAAUAUUUAUGAAAAAGAGAAACCAUUUUAUAUCAGGAAGCAAAGAUGGAUCUAUUAUAAUUUGGUCAAUUGAUAAUAAUUAAUAAUGGUAUUAUUAGUAAAGAUUGGAAGAACAUAAUGAAAAAAUACUUUGCUUAAUUUUAAAUGAAUGUGAGGAUCUUCUUAUUUCUAGUAGUUGGGAUAAAACUAUCAAGUUCUGGAAUAAUACAACUAAAUGGAUAAGUACUUAGACUAUUUUAGACCACAAUGAAUAGGUUUGGAGUAUUAGUAUGAGUCCAUCAUAAACCAAAUUGAUUUCAUGUGGAAAUGAUAGAAUUAUUCUAAUAUUAGAACAUAAAAAAAAGGAGAAUUUUUGGAUAAUAGUAUAAAAGAUAAAUGUAGAAGUUAGAGGAUAUAGAAUUUGUUUUUUAAGUGACAACUCAUUUGUAUUUUAAUAAUGGAUUUCAAAUUUGAUGAAUUUCUACUAAUAUGAUGAAACAAAAAAUGAAUUUAAAAAAAAGAGAGACAUAAUUGUAAAGUCUGGUAAUAGUUGUGAUUAUUUAUCACCUUUAUAAUAUAUUGACAAUAAAUCAUUACUUGUAAAUAAAAAUGGGUUUCAUAUAAAUAUGAUUCGAAGAAAUGAAGAAGAAACUCUUAAAACAGAGUUUACUAUAAAUUUUGAUACAAAUUAUAUAUAUAUAUCAAUUAGUAGAGAUGGAGAAUUCUUAGCAACUUGGGAUAACAAAACAUAAGAAAUAUAAAUAAGAAAAUUUUUGAUUGAUUGA
Paramecium pentaurelia is the source of this 2136-nucleotide messenger RNA. NCBI's taxonomy places the organism in Eukaryota, Ciliophora, Oligohymenophorea, Peniculida, Parameciidae. The record is from the annotation of a GenBank genome assembly.